GCGCGGCGCAGCCAAUCAGCGGGCAGCAGCGUUGCAACAUUAAGCCGAGCGGAGGCCGCCGCGUUCCAUCCGGUUCGGAAGCAUUCCGGCUGGGACGAUGUUCUAUCACAUCUCCUUGGAGCAUGAAAUCCUCUUGCACCCUCGUUACUUUGGGCCCAACCUUCUCAACACAGUGAAGCAAAAGCUGUUCACGGAGGUGGAAGGAACCUGCACGGGCAAGUAUGGCUUCGUCAUCGCCGUCACCACCAUCGACAACAUUGGGGCGGGCGUGAUUCAGCCGGGACGUGGCUUUGUCCUUUACCCUGUGAAAUACAAAGCGAUCGUCUUCCGGCCUUUCAAAGGCGAGGUGGUGGAUGCUAUCGUGACUCAGGUGAACAAGGUCGGCCUCUUCACUGAGAUCGGACCCAUGUCUUGCUUCAUUUCCCGACACUCGAUUCCUUCAGAAAUGGAGUAUGAUACUAACUCCAAUCCUCCGUGCUACAAGACUGUGGAUGAGGAUAUUGUCAUCCAACCAGAGGAUAAUAUCAGAUUGAAGAUUGUGGGGACCCGGGUGGACAAGAACGAUAUAUUUGCUAUUGGAUCACUGAUGGAUGACUAUCUGGGUCUCCUGAACUGAAGUUCCAUCUCCGUUCUGGCUUGUUUUCCUCCUCCGUCUCCACGAUCGUUCCUUAGUCAGAAAGGUUGGCUGGCUGCUGUGUUAGGGGAAGGGGUGACCAUUUCCAGCCUCUCAUGUUCGCUGGGAGCGUUGUUGAAGGGCCACUGGUCUUCCCCCUCCCCUGUUGUGUUCUGCUGGGAUUGAGUGUCUGUGUAAGCCCCUUUUUCGGUCAUUAAACGUUUUCCUGUUCGGC
Python bivittatus (Burmese python) is the source of this 848-nucleotide messenger RNA. It is a transcript of the gene POLR2G, whose product is annotated as RNA polymerase II subunit G. Gene Ontology annotation, molecular function: single-stranded RNA binding; single-stranded DNA binding; translation initiation factor binding. The record is from RefSeq and is a predicted model, not a curated record. Gene Ontology annotation, cellular component: P-body; RNA polymerase II, core complex. Gene Ontology annotation, biological process: positive regulation of translational initiation; DNA-templated transcription; transcription initiation at RNA polymerase II promoter. Lineage: Eukaryota; Metazoa; Chordata; Lepidosauria; Squamata; Pythonidae.